Asparagus officinalis (garden asparagus) is the source of this 2217-nucleotide messenger RNA. RefSeq lists its product as uncharacterized. The transcript has 7 exons. The record is from RefSeq and is a predicted model, not a curated record. Bases 1 to 2217 code for a protein of 738 amino acids. NCBI's taxonomy places the organism in Eukaryota, Viridiplantae, Streptophyta, Magnoliopsida, Asparagales, Asparagaceae.
AUGAGGUGGCACAAAGAAGACCGUAUAGAAGAUGGUAAGCUGAGACAUCCAGCUGAUGCAGAGGCUUGGAAGCAUAUUGAUAAGACUUUUCCCAAUUUUGCUCAUGAAUGCAGAAAUGUCAGACUUGGGCUUUCUAGCGACGGAUUCAAUCCGUUCAGGGUUAUGAGUUCAGGUUGGUCUACAUGGCCAGUUGUCUUAAUGCCAUUUAAUUUACCCCCACUGCUUUGUAUGAAACAACCGUAUAUGAUACUCUCAUUACUGAUACCGGGUAAGCAUGCACCGGGUAAUGAUAUUGAUGUCUACUUAGAGCCCUUAAUUGAUGAGCUAAAACAGUUAUGGUCGGAGGCUUAUGCUAAUCUUUCUGGUUGGUCUACAAAAGGCAAGUUUGCUUGUCCAGUAUGUGGCCCAGAAUUUGAAGGCCUUCACUUACCAUAUAGUCGAAAGUGUUGUUAUUGGUUCAACAGGAGAUGGUUGCCCUCGGGCCAUAAAUACAGAAAAUUGAGCAAUAAGUUUGACGGCACUGUUGAGACUAGGAAUAAACCACGUCAAAUGACCGGUGCUGAUAUUGUAAAGUUGCUUGAGCAUCUUCCUAAAAUUAGAUUUGGUAAGAACCGAUAUUCUAAGUACGACUCACUCAAAGUUAGAGGCUCCGGUAAAAAGAAAAAGACACUGAAGAGGAAGAGAGCAUUCCAACGGGCACAUGUUGAUAAUAGAGUCGAUAAAUUACCAAAGGGAUGGAGUAAAUUCAGUAUCUUCUUCCAGCUGCCAUACUGGCAAAAGCUUAAAAUCAGGCAUAACUUGGAUGUCAUGCAUAUUGAGAAAAAUGUUUGCGACAACAUAGUUUCAACCCUCCUUCAAGAUCCUAAUAAGUCAAAUGAUGACCUAAGGGCUCGACAAGACUUAGCUGCAUUGAAUAUCCGGGAAGAUUUGCAAGCACAAGAUGUUGGACUUAGGAAAAAACAUAAGCCUUCCUCUCAUGUUACGAUGUCGACCGAGCAGAUGCAGAGAUUUUGUGAGGUCCUCAAAUCAGUAAAAUCACCGGAUGGGUAUUCAGCUAAUAUAUCAAAUAAUGUCCAGGUGCAGGAGAGGAAGCUCUUAGGCCUAAAGACCCAUGAUUAUCACGUUCUUCUACAUCAAUUGCUCCCGGUUGCAUUGCGUAAUAAUAUGGAGAAAGAAGCAUCGAAAAUUAUCAUGGAGUAUUGUGGGUUCUUCAGAAAAUUGUGCUCAAAAGUUAUAGAUGUGAAGGAAUUUAAAAAGCUUGAAACAAAAAUAUCAUUAAUUUUGUGCAACCUGGAGUUAAUAUUUCCUCCUUCCUUUUUCACGGUCAUGGUCCAUGUUACUCAACAUCUAGCUAGCGAGGCAAUCAUUGCGGGUCCUGUAUCUUACCGUUGGAUGUACCCAAUUGAGAGAUAUUUGGGGUUUAUGAAGCGUCUAGUUCGCAAUCGAGCUCAUCCUGAGGGUUCUAUGGCUGAAGGUUACGUUGAUAAAGACGUUCUUGCUGGUGCCGUAAUCUCUGAAGAUAUUUUAGUUCACACACAAUGUCCUUACUAUGAAGUGAGACGAUAUAGUGAACACAUCAUUAAUGGGUAUAAGUUUAAAACAGUGGCGACCAAUGAUAAGAGGUUAGAAGAUAUUGUAGAGAUAAUUUACGGCUAUGGUAAAAAAAGUCAGCGUAAUUAUUGCAUGUUUAAGGUUCGCUGGAGUCCUGCCAAACCGCGCAAGGAUCAUUAUGGGUUUACACUAGUAAACCUCGACAAAGAGAUAUAUCUAGAUGAGAAGUUCAUAUUCGCAGAACAGGCGGACCAGUGCUUCUAUGUGAAAGACCCAAAGGUUGCCGCCGAUUGGGUCGUGCUAUACAAGGAGCCAAGAUCUAUUGUCCUCCCUAAUAAUAACGCCGAUAGUGAUGAGGACAAUGAACCAAUUGGUUCUUCUGAUGAAAUUUGGCAGAUGUUCUCUUACCCUCAGAAUGUCAUGCUUGAUAUGACAGAUGCGGAGGUUCACGCUGACAACCCAAUUUUAGCCAGGGAUAGAGAACCAGAGGCAGAUGUGCAACUAGAAUCAACUACUAGUAGACGAAAGCAGGCAACAAUACAUUUACGGCGGGCCCAAGUCAUAAACCCGUACUUCAAAUUCAAGGAGCUUCCAUGGUCCGCAUACGAGGAUAUAUGGACAGAGCUGAUGAAAUACUAUUGUCUUGAGGACUACCCUGGGGCGUGA